Messenger RNA from Aspergillus tanneri, 1437 nucleotides. It is a transcript of the gene TFB2, whose product is annotated as TFIIH/NER complex subunit TFB2. The transcript has 3 exons. Gene Ontology annotation, molecular function: double-stranded DNA binding; ATPase activator activity. Gene Ontology annotation, biological process: nucleotide-excision repair. The coding region runs from base 1 to 1437 and encodes 478 amino acids. NCBI's taxonomy places the organism in Eukaryota, Fungi, Ascomycota, Eurotiomycetes, Eurotiales, Aspergillaceae. Gene Ontology annotation, cellular component: transcription factor TFIIH core complex; transcription factor TFIIH holo complex. The record is from RefSeq and is a predicted model, not a curated record.
AUGGUGGCCGCUCCAUCCCGCCCGUUUGAUUACCUGGAGGGUCUGCCUGGAACGGUCUUCUUGAAGCUCUACCAGCAACCUUCCACGGCGCUCGCCAUUUUCAGGCGCAUGUUACCUGACCUGGCAAAAUGUUUUGUCAUGGCGCUUCUUUACCUUAAAGAUCCUCUGCCAGCGGCAGAUCUAGAGGUCUGGGUCAGAUCAGAGAGCUUGAAAGAACGAGAUAAUGCGCUAUCGAUACUAGGGCGACUACAUAUUCUAUCAAAUACCGUGACGGCGAACAAUACCCGAGCCUACAUGGUCACAAAUCCAUUUGCCUCUUCCCUUCGACAGGCUCUCACUGGAGCCGAACAGACACAAUCAUUCGGCGUUCUUUCCCUAAACCCCGCUGAGGCGGCUGUUUCCAUUGCUGAUCUAGACGAGUAUGCGCGCCGACAGUGGGAAGGGGUUCUGGGAUACAUGGUUGGAACCAGCGGAUUGGGAAUCCAACGAGAUGUUAAUCUAAGCAAGGGUGUGAAGCAGCUUUUACAGGCUGGUCAUCUUGUUGAGAUAAGAGACCGUCGAGUCGAAAUUACCCAGGACGGGUUCGCGUUUGUUUUACAGGACGUCGGCACCCAAGUGUGGCAUAUUCUGAUACUCUAUGUUGAAAGCGCAGAAGCCAUUGGAAUGGAUAGUGUGGAGGUCCUGUCUUUCCUCUUCCUUCUAAGCAGCCUGGAGCUAGGGAAAUCAUAUGAGAAGGAACACCUAACGUCCAACCAACUUCGUACAUUAACCGAUCUAGCCGACUUCGGCAUUGUCUACCAGCGGUCCCCUGAAGCCAGCCGUUUCUAUCCCACCCGUCUUGCGACCACUCUUACCUCCGACUCUAGUGCUUUGAGUAACCCUAUUUCUGGCUCCCUCGCUGGGCCUGCAGGCACGGUCUCCAGUAAGGCAGGCAUUGGCUUCAUCAUCAUUGAAACAAACUACCGACUAUAUGCGUAUACCUCAUCGCCGCUGCAGAUCUCUCUCAUUGCGCUUUUCACCACACUCAAAUAUCGCUUCCCCAACCUGAUCACUGGGAAGAUCACCCGCCAGUCCGUUCGUCGGGCUAUUGAGAUGGGCAUCACUGCCGACCAAAUUAUUUCAUAUCUGUCCACCCAUGCUCACCCGCAGAUGCGCAAACAUAACGUGUCCCGAUCCAUGUCCAACCAGGCUGGUAUCCCCGUAUCCGUCCUGCCACCCACUGUUGUCGAUCAAAUCCGUCUUUGGCAACUGGAACGUGACCGUGUCAAAGCAACGCCUGGUUUUUUAUUCAAAGAUUUCGUUAAUCUGGCCGAGUACGAGGCUCCGUGCCGAUACGCCGAAGAGAUCGGGGUUCUUGUGUGGAAGUCCGAUCGAAAGCGCAUGUUCUUUGUUACCAGGCAUGAGCAAGUGGCAGCUUUCUUGAGGAGUAGGAAGUGA